Kalmanozyma brasiliensis GHG001 is the source of this 3087-nucleotide messenger RNA. RefSeq names its product Glycoside hydrolase, family 31. Lineage: Eukaryota; Fungi; Basidiomycota; Ustilaginomycetes; Ustilaginales. Gene Ontology annotation, molecular function: hydrolase activity, hydrolyzing O-glycosyl compounds; carbohydrate binding. The record is from RefSeq and is a predicted model, not a curated record. The transcript has a single exon. Bases 1 to 3087 code for a protein of 1028 amino acids. Gene Ontology annotation, biological process: carbohydrate metabolic process.
AUGCGUCCCUUCAAGGCGGCUUCACUGACGCCCUUGCUGGCGCUCUUUGCCACCGUUUCCUCCACUCUCGCCCUCCCAUCUACCGUCCUUGACAAGCAGCUGGAGGCGCGGAACAACGCUAUCACCCCGUCGUUCGACGUCACCUCCUGCCCAGGCUACCAGCUCGUUGGCUCCCCUAACUAUUCCGACCACGGCUUCACCGCCCAGCUCUCGCUCGCCGGUACCGCCUGCAAUGCGUACGGCGUCGACAUCCACAAUCUCACCCUCUCGGUCGUCUACGAAAAGAAGCACACGCUCCACGUCCACAUCUACGACACUGCUAAACAGCAGUAUCAGCUUCCCAACGGCCUGAUCUUUGACCGCGCUUCCUCGAACCCUGCCAACAUCCAGGAUGGCUCCACUGCGGAAGCGAGCGACUUGAUCUUCCACCACACGGCGGAGAACGGUACUCAGUCGGGCAGCUGGGCGUUCUGGAUCGCACGUCGUUCCACGGGCGAUGUCAUCUUCGACACGCGCUCCUCCAACAUCCCGACGUACGACAACGGUAUGAACAACGUUUCGAGCGAUACGAAGCGCAACAGCACCGCUAUGCCCAAGCACGAGCUCGUGUUCGAGAACCAGUACCUCCAGCUCUCGUCUGCCUUGCCGGAGGAUGCCAACAUUUAUGGGCUAGGCGAGUACGUGACGGGCAGUUUCCGUCGCAAUUCGGACGAGACGCUCCAACCAUUCUUCACGCUCGAUGCGGGCACGCCGGUGGACAGCAACAUGUACGGCUACCAUCCGGUCUACCUCGAGACGCGUCGAGGGAGCGAUGGCAGACUCGCCUCGCACUCGGUGAGCAUGCUCAACACCGCCGGUAUGGACGUGCUGCUCCGACGCGGCGUCGUGCAGUACCGUGCCAUCGGUGGCACCCUCGACCUUCGGUUUACUAGUGGUGACUACCAAGUGGACGGUUGUGUCAAGAACAGCCCCAAUACGGCCAUUCAGCAGUACGUCAACUUUGUCGGCAACCCGGUGCUCCAUCCUUACUGGUCGUUUGGAUUCCACCUCUGCCGAUGGGGCUACAACAACGUUUCCGAUACCCAAGCGAUUAUCGAUGCGAUGCGCGAGAAUGAGAUUCCGCUAGAGGUCCAGUGGAACGACAUCGACUACCUCCAGUCCUUCCGCGACUUCACCGUCGAUCCGCAGCGCUUCCCGCAGAGCGAGUUUGCGCAAAUGAUCUCGAAGCUGAGGGAGAACCAUCAGCACUACAUCCCCAUCAUCGACAUGGCUAUCCCGAAAGCACCUACCAACUCGUCCGACACGUACUACCCGGGCACGCGGGGGGAUGAGCUCGACGUCUUCCUCCACAACCGCAACGGUACCGAGUACAUCGGCGAGGUUUGGCCCGGGUACACGAGUUUUGUCGACCAGCAGGCCAAGAAUGCCGGGCAAUGGUGGACCGAGGCGAUCCGCAACUUUAGCGAGAUUGUCGACUUUUCGGGCAUCUGGCUCGACAUGAACGAGCCGAGCAGUUUCGUGAUCGGCAAUGCGGCGGGUGCAGAGACCAACCUGUCCGAUACCCCCGCCUAUACCGCUGCUACCAGCGUCGCAGGUUGGCCGCAGGGCUACAACAACCUCACAUGGGGCAAGUCGGGCAAUAUCACCCUCAACGGAAGCUACACCUUCCAACAGGGUGCCGUGCAGAACAACGACUCGCCCGCCCAACGACGAUCGCUUCUCCCUACCUUCUCGCGCGAAGAUGGACUGGUGAAACGUCAGACGGACGACAAGUUUGGUCCCAACACACCCGAUUAUCGGUAUGCCAACGCGACGCAGCGCUACCUCUCCAAUCCGCCUUAUGCGAUUCACAACGGCAUCCACAACAGCGAGUCGCCGCUCAACAUCAAUCUGGACCACAAGACGGUUGCUAUGGAUGCUGUCUCCGCUGACGGCCAACUGGCGUUCUACGACGUGCACAAUCUGGAUGGCACUUUGGAAGAACAACACUUCUACAACGCCCUACGCAGCAUCCGGCCCAACGAGCGUCCCUUCCUCAUUUCGCGCUCGACCUACCCCGGUGCCGGCAAAUACACAGGUCAUUGGCUCGGUGACAACUAUGCCCUAUGGACGAUCCUCCCCGGCUCGGAAGCGUACAAGGCAGGCGCGGGGAUGGCCCAAUCCAUCGAUGGCGUGUUGCAGUUCCAGAUCUUUGGCAUCCACCUCAUUGGAGCUGACAUCUGCGGGUUCAAUCGCAACACUGACGAGGAGCUGUGCAAUCGAUGGAUGAUGCUCGGUGCCUUUCUGCCGUUCAUGCGCAACCACAACACCAUUGGGGCCAUCGCACAGGAGCCUUUCCGAUGGGACAGCGUCGCCAACGCUUCGAGGAUCGCGAUCAGAAAGCGAUACGAGAUUUUGCCGAGUUUGUACUCGCACAUGGCGCGAGCGAGUGCCAGUGGCGAACCGGCAGUGCGGGCGGUGUGGUACGAAUUCGACGAGGUCUUUGAACAGACCAAAGACUACGCACACCAGUUUUUGUUCGGAGACGAUCUCCUUGUGAGCCCGACGCUCGAGCCGAACGUGACCAGCAUCAAGGCGCUGUUCCCCUCGGCGGGAGGUAGGUGGAGAAACGUCUUCACGUGGGAAGCCCUCGAUGUGGUGCCGAACAAGAACGUGACGGUCCCCGCAGAGUUGAGCACCAUCAACGUGCAUCUUCGACCAGGUAGGGCGCUGCUCACCCACACCAAACCGGCAUAUACCGUCCACGAAACCGCCCAGAGCCCCUUCGGCCUGGUCGUCAAUCUCAACAACGACGGAUGGGCCAAGCAACACUUUUAUCUCGAUGACGGAAUCACCCCUGCUCCGACGGACAAUUCGACCCUCAUCGUGUGUGCGCAGGACAAGUCCGUCAGUGGAAGCAUGGACGGCGCAUUCAGACCCAACCAGACACUCGAGAAUGUCGUGGUGCUGGACGUGCGGGAGAAGCCAGAGACCGUGAUGGUGGGCGGCGAGAAGGUGCAGUGGAAGUGGGACGGAGGUAGGGAGUUGUUGAAUGUGACUGGGUUGCAGUUGGAUCUGGGUAGCCAGUGGAACGUCUCCUGGUCCUAA